UUUCUGUAUGGACAAUAUCGCCGCGUUAAAAGAGGCAUUUUAAGAAGUCUCAGUAAGACAGUCUUAAUAUACAGAAUGUUUACCCUUACAGAAGUUGCUUCUCUCAACGAUAUACAACCAACAUACCGGAUUUUAAAACCAUGGUGGGAUGUGUUUAUGGACUAUUUGGCUGUUGUUAUGCUUAUGGUGGCCAUCUUUGCAGGCACCAUGCAAUUAACCAAAGAUCAAGUAGUUUGCCUUCCAGUUUUGCAAGAAUCAAAAAGUGAAAACCAACAUGGAAGCCUAGGAACCAUACCACUAACUACAGCAGAUAACAUAGCCCAUGAGAUUCAACACACCCCAACACCAAGCCCUGCAAGUAAAAUAUCUCGGCCAGAACCUACAGGACGCAAAACCAACUUGGAUUAUCAGCAGUAUGUUUUUGUUAACCAGAUGUGCUAUCAUGUGGCCCUGCCUUGGUACUCCAAGUACUUUCCUUAUCUUGCUCUGAUUCACACAAUUGUUCUCAUGGUCAGCAGCAACUUCUGGUUCAAGUAUCCAAAGACGAGUUCGAAGAUCGAGCAUUUUGUUUCUAUUUUGGGGAAGUGUUUUGAGUCCCCUUGGACUACAAAAGCUCUGUCUGAAACGGCCUGUGAAGAUUCAGAAGAGAACAAGCAGCGACUAACUGGUGCGACUUCUUCUUUACCAAAGCACAUGUCGAACAGCAGUGACGAUGCGAGUCCAGGUCAGACGACCCCAAUGCUGACAAAAACAGGGGUGAGAUUUUCUGCAGAAAAACCCGUUAUCGAGGUUCCUUGCAUGACUAUUUUGGAUAAGAAAGAUGGCGAACAGGCCAAGGCGCUUUUUGAGAAGGUCAGAAAGUUCCGUGCCCAUGUUGAGGACAGUGACUUCAUAUAUAAACUGUAUGUUGUUCAGACUGUGAUCAAAACUGUCAAGUUCAUUUUGAUUUUGUGCUAUACCUUAACCUUUGUAGCUGCAAUCACUUUUGACCACAGAUGUGAGCCAAAAAUAGAGCAUCUAACAGGCUACUCCAAAUUUGACUGCACUCACAACAUGGCAUUUAUGUUAACAAAGCUGCUAGUCAGCUACAUUGCCCUCAUUUGUGUCUAUGGCCUUGUCUGUUUGUAUACCCUGUUUUGGUUAUUUAGGCGCCCUUUGAAGGAAUACUCCUUUGAGAAAGUACGAGAAGAAAGCAGCUUUAGUGACAUUCCAGACGUUAAGAAUGACUUUGCAUUCCUUUUGCACAUGGUGGACCAGUAUGAUCAGUUGUAUUCCAAACGGUUUGGGGUUUUUCUGUCCGAGGUCAGUGAGAACAAGCUUCGUGCGAUUAGCCUGAACCAUGAGUGGGUCUAUGAGAAGCUGCGACAGCACGUAACAAGGAACGCCCAAGACAAGCUGGAGCUUCACCUCUUCAUGCUGUCUGGGGUCCCUGAUGCAGUGUUUGACCUCACCGACCUGGACAUCUUAAAGCUGGAACUGAUACCUGAAGCCAAGCUGACUGCUAAGAUUUCUCAAAUGACCAACCUUCGGGAACUGCAUUUUUACCACUGUCCUGCCAAGGUGGAGCAGACGGCUUUCAGCUUUCUCCGCGACCACCUACGGUGCCUUCAUGUCAAGUUUACAGACGUUGCUGAAAUUCCAACCUGGGUCUAUUUGCUUAAAAACCUGAGGGAACUGUACUUGGUAGGUAAUCUGAAUUCUGAGAACAACAAAAUGAUAGCCUUGGAGUCUCUCAGAGAUUUGAGACAUCUGAAGAUCUUGCAUCUCAAGAGUAACCUCACCAAGAUUCCAACAAAUAUCAUUGACCUGUCCCCACAUUUAACCAAACUAGUCGUACACAAUGAUGGAACCAAACUUGUAGUACUGAACAGCCUAAAGAAGAUGAUGAACUUGGCUGAACUGGAGCUGCACGACUGCGAACUUGAGAGAAUUCCUCAUGCCAUAUUUAGCUUAACUAAUUUGCAAGAGCUGGACCUGAAAUCAAAUAACAUUUGCACAAUUGAAGAAAUCAUUAGCUUGCAGCACCUCAAACGACUAACCUGUCUUAAACUGUGGCACAACAAAAUUAUCACCAUUCCUUUAUCAAUAAGCCAUGUCAAGAACCUUGAAUGGCUGUACCUUUCUAACAAUAAACUGGAAUUGCUGCCCACGUCGAUCUUCCUACUCCAGAAGCUCCGAUAUUUAGAUGUGAGUUACAACAACAUUACGGUAAUUCCCAAUGAAAUUGUCUCCCUGCAUGACCUGCAGCAUUUUGCCAUAACAGGAAACAAAGUGGAAAUCUUGCCCAAACCCCUUUUUAAAUGCACAAAGAUAAGGACUUUAUUCCUGGGACAGAACUGCAUCACCGCAAUCCCAGAUGAAAUAGGCCAGUUGCUGCAGCUUACUCAGCUUGAACUAAAGGGAAACUGCUUGGAUCGCCUCCCAUCACAACUAGGUCUCUGCCGACUUCUCAAGAAAAAUGGUCUUAUUGUAGAGGACCACCUUUUUGACACCCUGCCCCUGGAGGUGAAGGAAAUGAUCAAUCUCGAGUCUACUGCCCCCCUUUGCUAAUGGUGUGUAAUUUUACAGAAGCCGAACAAACUCUACAAUGAUAUUUUUAUGUAUCCCAAACACAUAAGUGGACUAGUGUGGAGGGAGAUGAGAGUUCACAUCCAUAUUCUGCUGGUCAGGUUUCGAUGGGAACUACAGUUGUGAGUGAUGGUAGAGGUUCGCUUUCCUUAAUCGCUUGUUUAUAGAGCAGAUUAUUGUCAACAAACCUACUAGAGCUGAGUUUCUGAUUUAACAGUGAGACACCAAGCAUAUGAGAGAUUAAUAAUAAUAAAAACACACACACUUGUCAAGCCACAAAAUGUCAUUUUACCAUCAUUUUAGUAUAACAUUGGGUUAUGAAAACUUCAACUUUUUAGUCUUUAGUUGCUAGAUAACCCCUAAUACCUAUUGCAUUGGUACAGAGCACCCCCAAAGAAACUUAACAAAAUGUGCAUCAGUAACUUAGUACAGAGUGCUUAUAAAGUUUGCAGUGGAAGGAUGUCGGUUUGUAAUGCUGCUGGUGUAGGGCACUGUUGGCUGUGAGUGUGCUGUAUAUGUACUCCUCAGUGUUCAUAUUUACCAUGCUUAAUGUAUUUCUGCAGCUUCUCGUGCGAAGCUGCUCCGCACAGGAGCUGUUUCAAACCAGCUGCUGGUAUAGCUUUUUGAUUAUGUACUCCAAGGUCAUUCAUAGUAAAGGGCUAUUCACACUAUAGUGUUUAUUUGCUGCGUUUUUUAUGCCUGACGUUUCGCUGCUAUUUUUGUAUUCAGGCUUGCACAUCAAGUAUUACAGGCAAGGUGGGGGAACAUACCUAUAGCUGUGCAGAAUAUCUUGUUCUUCAUGAUAAGCAGCACAAGAAAGAUCUCUAUAAAGAAUACAAACAAAUUAUGGGAAAAUAUGAGGAAAUCGGGAAGUAAACACUAUUGGUAUGCUAAAAUAAACACACUGCUUUUGACUGCAAGUUUUUUGUUAAAUGGCAAGGUGUAGCUUCAAGAAAGUGCAUGAAAUGACUGCGUUCGGUAGUCCUUCUAAUUUUGUUCAAACAAUGUUUUCGUUGUCAAUAAUUGCUUGAGAUUAUUUGUUACCAAUGCAGCGUCUGUAUGACACGUGUCGCAUGCUUCUUUUUUUAUAGGCACCCCGGGCUCAGGGUGCCCAUUCGCGCUGCACACACCCAACCUAUCGGGGCUCCCCGCCCAGUAAUAUAUUUUUUUCCAUUUCAUAGCUACGUGCAUAAAUACAACAGAAUUUGUAGGCUGCUAUACACAUACAUACGUGUUUGUGUAGAUCUUUCUUUCUCUUCUUAUUUGGAAUAAUAACCACAUGACAGCUUCAUCCGAUCCAUAUUUUGCCUUCAGAUUUGUCCAAAUUUAGCAGGACAGGAUGGUGAUCCCUGUGUUCUUCGCAGUGAAUUUCGCAUAAGUUUGAAAGAUAGUAUUCAAUUCCAUAGGUUCUAUUGUUUUAGUUUUUAACCUUUAGAAAAUAGGGCAAAUAAAUGCUGUAGUGUGAAUAGCCCUGAAGUCUUGAAUGAACUCCUGUUUUAAAAGGAGAUAAUUCCAAGUGUUGCAAAACUAACUUAUUGAGGGGGCUUAAGAGAUGGCUGUUCAGUAUUUUUUAGUGUACGAUAUUGGUUGAAAUAUCCAAUACUUAUGGAUGUACUAAAGUCACCCCCCCCCCCCAUGUCGUCUUUGCAAACAAUGUAACAAGUUGUUUUUUCAAGUAACCAUGAACAGCUGAUGGGAUCUGACCAGGAACAAUUUCAAGUAAUCUAAGUAAGUUGUUUAUUUGCUAAUUAAUAAAGCAAUCAGUAAGCCAGUACAUUCUCAACAGUAAUACAGGUGGUGUUGCAUCAUUUGAUAUACGUGAGCUGUAUUGGAACAGAGAUGAACAGUAAGAAACAAGGUUUUAGCUGAAACCUUUUACAGGACCAACAAAUAUGUUGACGUAUUCCUUAUAUUAGCAGAUGUUGUUUUUACAGUGAAAUCUGAAUAAAUCAUACCUUAAAAACCAUUCAUCUUUGGGAGGCCUUGACCCAGUCAGACUUUACUUGCAGUCUAUUUAUCUGACAGUGUAUUUUGAAUGGGGAAAAUAAAACCAGUUGCCUAGGCAUUGUAUUGAAAAUGUAGAAUGCUAAAUGUUUGUUUUACAUCUGUUUUGCAUUUUUCAAUGCCUUCGUAUGACUCUUUGUUCACAGAUCACUAAUAAACUAGAAAGCACCCUAUCGUUGUGGAACCAAAUCCUAUCCUCUGUACACAGCUGCUUCACUCAACUUUGCAUUUAGACAUGACAAAUGCACAGGGUAUUCGGGAAGCUUAAACUAUGAAUAUACGUUGCUCUGGUUUUAUGACUUUAUUAUGUUUAGUGGGGUCAUUUCCUGUCCCUCAAUGAUGGAAAAAACUGGAGAAUCACUCUUCCAAACACACACAGCAUUAAAAGUUUGCAGAAAUAAAAUCCAACAAAAAUUAUGUCCCCACACAAAACAAAACAAAAGGUACCCGUUUUUAAUUACUUUAACCUAGUUUAUUUCUGUUUUUAAGUAGUUACAGUAAACUAAAAGAAACUCUUGACAAACAUAUCAACAAAGUCUUUUGCACAGUUUAUUUAAAUUUAUUGCUACAUAUUCUACCACUGAGUGUGUUUUAUAGCUAGGGAUGGUUUGUUUCUAUUUUGUCAAGUAUUAACCGAAACAAGAUACCUGUAGUUUUAAGCUGUGGGAAGGCUUAUUGUGCCGUUUGCUAUUGUACAGUUUUUUUUUAUUAUUUAUAAUUAAUAAAAUAUUAUUCUGCUGUUUACUUUUUUUGUUGCUUUGUGCACCAUUAAUAAUUUAUUGCCAGUGGGAGAAUUAUGAGGGUCAAGUUUUAGUGUAAACUGUGAAACUUCUAACCAAUCGGCACUAUAAUGCCUGGUUAACAUAACCAAAAACGUUUGAUGGAAACAAUUUGGAUAACUGAUUUUCCACUAGGACGUGCACAUAAAAACCAACAUGUUAUUCUAAUGUGUAGCAUUAUUUGCUUGUGUUUGUCUACGAUGUUGAACAGCGUUCCUUGUGUAUUGUAUUUUUAUUAUGUGAAAAUUAUGUGAAAACACCCCAGCCUUUUUCUUCAUUUUAUGUAACCAUGUAAUUGUAUGAUACUUAAAGAAAACCCUGCCUGAAUUGUUUUGAUUUUUGUGCAUGAUAGCACAAUUCUAGUGAAAUUGCAUGCAGUAGAUGUCAGAAUGAAACAUGUUUCAAACAGGGGCAUGAGGGUGUUUCCCAUCACAAUAAUGAACAAUACAUUUCUGAGAUUUCUGCUGCAUUUUUUUUGUUUGUUUGUUUUCUUAAUAGUGUAGAUGCUUACACUAAAAUUGCAAACGUUUUUGAUGGUUUUCUUGGAAGAAAAAAUAAAAUAAAAAUGAAUGCA
Messenger RNA from Polyodon spathula (Mississippi paddlefish), 5925 nucleotides. Its product is annotated as volume-regulated anion channel subunit LRRC8D-like. Lineage: Eukaryota; Metazoa; Chordata; Actinopteri; Acipenseriformes; Polyodontidae. The transcript is spliced from 2 exons. Gene Ontology annotation, molecular function: protein binding. The record is from RefSeq and is a predicted model, not a curated record. Bases 76 to 2550 code for a protein of 824 amino acids.